Molecule: messenger RNA, 1794 nt
Organism: Helianthus annuus (common sunflower)
Lineage: Eukaryota; Viridiplantae; Streptophyta; Magnoliopsida; Asterales; Asteraceae
Product: beta-caryophyllene synthase
Exons: 7
Coding region: 21-1661 (546 amino acids)
Biological process (GO): diterpenoid biosynthetic process
Molecular function (GO): magnesium ion binding; terpene synthase activity
Source: RefSeq, a predicted model, not a curated record
CCCAAACUUUACUUUAAAACAUGGAUGCUAAACGAGAUGACGUUGUUCGCCCUCUCGCUAACUUUCAUCCGAACCUUUGGGGAGAUCAGUUUCUUGUCUAUAAUGAGCAAGAAGAGCAAGAUGGGGUAGAUCAAAUAAUCGAAAGUUUGAAAGGGGAAGUGAGAAAAGAAAUACGUGUAGCCUUGGAUGCCGUGGAACAUACAAACUUGCUGAAAUUAGUCGAUGCCAUCCAACGCCUAGGCAUAGCCUACUAUUUCGAAAAGGAGAUCGACCAAGCCUUGCAGCAUAUAUAUAAUGUAUACGGUGAUGAAUGGAAUGGCGGUAGCCCUUCCCUUUGGUUUCGACUCCUCAGAGACCAAGGCUUUUAUGUUUCCUGCAAUUCUUUCAGUUACUACAAGGACAAUACAGGAUCAUUUAAGGAGUCCUUAACCAAUGAUGUCCAAAGCUUGCUUGAUCUCUACGAGGCCACGUAUUUUAAGGUGCAAGGCGAAGCCAUACUCGACGAUGCUCAUGUUUGUACAAGAACUCAUCUUGAAAACAUUGCUAAGGACCCCCUUCGGUGUAACUCUACUUUUUCUAAGCACGUGCAGGAUACACUAGAGCGCCCUAUACGUAAAAGGUUGCCAAGACUAGGUGCAAUUCUAUACAUACCUUUCUAUGAGCAACAAGUUUCUCAUAAUAAGUCGUUGCUAAAACUUGCAAAGUUGGGGUUCAACCGUCUUCAGUUACUACACAAGAAAGAGCUUAGCCAACUUUCAAAGUGGUGGAAAGGUUUUGAUGUCCCAAAGAAUGUACCUUAUGUGAGAGAUAGAAUGGUCGAAAACUACUUUUGGGCGCUAGGUGUAUAUUUCGAGCCUCAGUAUGCACGUUCUAGAACAUUCUUAGGAAAACUGUUUGCAAUGGCAACAAUUAUGGAUGACACUUAUGAUGCUUAUGGUACUUAUGAAGAACUUAAGAUUUUCACCGAAGCAGUUCAAAAAUGGUCAGCCACCUGCUUGGAUUCGCUUCCAGAUUACAUGAAACCAAUAUACAAAGGCCUUUUGGAUGUUUAUGAGGAAAUGGAGGAAAUUUUGGCAAAGGAAGGAAGAGCAUAUGAACUUAACUAUUCCAAAGAUUCGAUGAAAGAGCUCAAUAAGAGUUACAUGAUGGAAGCGAAAUGGAGACACGAUGGGUAUGUACCAACAGUGGAGGAGCAUAAAUCAGUAAGCUUCAUGAGUUGUGGCUACAAAAUGCUUGCAACCUCAAGUUUUGUUGGUAUGAGUAUGACCACCGACGAGGCAUUCAAAUGGAUUAAGACCUAUCCUCCACUUGUCAAAGCUUCAUGUGUGAUUUGCAGGCUUAUGGAUGAUCUUGUUGGUUACAAGGAAGAUAAACAAAGAAACCAUGUUGCGUCGACUGUUGAUUCUUACUUGAAGCAAAAUGAUGAUACCAAGGAGGAGAAAGUCUUUGAUUUGUUAAACCAAGAAGUCGAAGAUGCAUGGAAAGAAAUCAACCGAGAAUCCCUUGUGUGUAAAGACAUUCCUCUGCAGCUUAUUAUGAAUGUGAUCAACUUGGCACGUGUGAUUGAUACCCUAUACAAACAUGAUGAUAAUUUCACACGAGUUGGAGAAGAAUUCAAAGAUAAUAUCAAGGCUUGCUUUGUUCAUGCUAUGAGUCUUUGAGCACCAGUUAACGGCGAAUCAUAGUUUGGGAAGUUGUUGGUUGAUGCAUGAUUUUCUAUGACUGAUGAUUAUGGUAAUGCUCUUAUUACUGAAUAAGAACUCAAGAUAUAUUGAGUUGUCCUUUUAUAUCUAU